CUGAGUGUGAGACACAGGAGAGGGCAUUGCGGGAGGGGCAGCCCUGGCUGUCACCUGGCUGAGCUGGAGCAGGGGAGCAGAGUCAUCAGACAGGUGUCAAGAUGGAAGAGACUCAGAUAUAUAACCAGCGGCUGCAUGGAAUCACAGAAAAGCGCGGGAUCCUCAUUCAGGUGGAAAAUAUACAGCGGGAACUGGAACAACAGAGACUUAAACUGCUGCAACUUAAGAGGAAAUCCCUUCGAGAUCGAUGGCUGAUGGAAGGACUGGGAUCAGCCCAAGAGGCAGAAAAUGAGAGUCCGCUGACCCAGACAGAGGGUAAAAUACAUCAACUGGAGCAGGAACUAGAGGGCCUCCAGUCUCGCUUGUUCCAUUUGGAAAACCCUGGAAUAAAAGACAUCAAAACGGAAAGCACUAAGGUUACUCCUACUCCAGAAACACAUCUUGUGAAUGGCGAUCAAGACCAGAAUAUUUCAAAAUCUACUGAAGACCACAAAGAUGACAGUUCCCUAUUGAACGUCCACAUUGAGAAUAAAAGUGCCUCAGGACGCCCCAUUCCUGCUCUGAGAGCAAACAGAGCUCCAGAAAAAACCCAAAAUCAUGAUGUACAUAAUGAUGACAAGCAGUCUGAAAUAUAUGAAAAACAGAAUGUGAAAAUUCUAGACCAAAAUCAAGAAGAUCCGGUUGAGGGCCAGAAACAUCAUAACUUUGGACAAAUGGACAAAAACGUUGGAUUUCAAGAGCAGGCCAUUGACAAUCAGAAAGAGAGACUUCCAGACAAAAACCAAGAACUUCAAAAUCAGAGUGAAAAACACUUUAAUCCAGGAGACAUCAUACACUCAGCGUUGUCCAACACUGAAGAGGUGGAUGAAAUGCACAAUCCAUCGCCCAAAUUAUUAGCACAAAGCCAAGAAUCUGGAAUAAUGAGUGGAGACCAGACACUGGAUCAUAAACCCAUUGCAGUGCCUUCAGAAAUUAGUGAUGUGGAUAUAGUAACAACCGAAUACAAGUCCCAGGACCAAAAUGACAAAUCAGCAUCAACUAUCAGCGACCAUGUUGAAGAAUCAGUUCCAUCAGAUAACAAUCAGGAGAUUGACCAAAACCAGGAGUUUAUGUCUGUGAACCUAGACCAAAAGCACGAUGACACAACAAAGACCAAAGACCAAAAUGCAGAUCUUCAUGCAUUUAUCCAAGACCAAAACCUGGUUAUUCAGUCACCAAAUGAAAACCAAAACCAAGAACUCAAAUCAUCCUCACAAGAUCAUUACCUAGAUCCAGUAUCAGAGACGCAAGACCGAAACCAAGAGUGCGCUUCAUCUACCAAAGACCAAAAUUUGAAUCCUGCUCUAACGACCCAGGACCAAGACUACAAAUUACUGACCCAAGACCAAAGCCAAGAACCAGCUUCAAUUACCCCAACCUUAGUUCUAACCAAUGACCAAAACAUUGAGCACAUUCCAGUGACCCAAGACCAAAACCAAGAACUUAUAUUAACAGCACAAGACCAAAAUCAGGGACAGAUAACAGAACUGUUAUCUCAUGAUCAUGCCCAAAUUCAGGAUUUAACACUGCCAGACCAAGAUCAAAGCCAGAAAAUAUCACCACCUUGUGAAGACCAAAAUGAGGAAUAUUUUCCAUUUUCUGAAGAUCAGAAACCAAGCACUGUACUCCAGUCUAAAAACCUAGUUCAUGAGACACAAGCUCAUAUUUCCCAUGACGUUGUUGUAGUUGCGUACAAUACCUCUGAUUCAGGCCCGGGCCAGUAUAUCUCGAAUAGUCAGCAGGUUUCCAGUGCUGCAAUAUAUCCUCUUGAAGUUGAGCCAUUACUGAAGAAAGAUGAGAAGCUAAAUGCCAGUUCCAACACAGCGGAAUCACGAAAGGAGAAGGCUCGGGUAAAGGAAAAAACAUGCCAAUGCUGUGUCGUCAUGUGAGAUCUCUAUUGUUCCUGAUUUAACAAGACCAGGAACAAACAAGUGGAGAAAACAAAUAAUGUACAUUAUAAUAUAGAAUAAACAGUGUGUAUAUGGGGCGGUUACGACACUCUGCAUCAAACUGUAUGUUAAAAGGCAAAGGGUGAAGCAUUUAUUUUUAGAUCCAACUAAUAUUAUUCUUGCUUUUAAAAAAUGCCGUACCCUGGAGACUGACUUGUGAAGCUGGUGAAAUGAGCAAUAAGCACUGGUAUGAAUUUUGCUUUAUAGAAAUAUAUAUUAUUAUAUUAUUUCCUUUUAUGGUUAGCUUUUUAUUUUAAUGCACACAAUGGGUAGUAGAUAACAAUUUAAAAUGUUAUUAAUUAUAGCGAUCAUGAAAUAUUCAUAAUAAAAUGUAAGAGUAUUUCCCUAA
This is a messenger RNA of Pelobates fuscus (common spadefoot toad), 2337 nucleotides long. It is a transcript of the gene PALM3, whose product is annotated as paralemmin 3. The record is from RefSeq and is a predicted model, not a curated record. Lineage: Eukaryota; Metazoa; Chordata; Amphibia; Anura; Pelobatidae. Gene Ontology annotation, biological process: regulation of cell shape. The coding region runs from base 102 to 1928 and encodes 608 amino acids. Gene Ontology annotation, cellular component: membrane. The transcript is spliced from 6 exons.